CGAACUGUCCGACUGCGGCCGGAGCGCUGGUUACCCCCUCAGUUCUCCUCCGCCACCGCUGUCGCACUCGCAACAAACCCCUCUCUUGCAGUCUGCUGCCGUGGCUCGGGACCUCUUAGAGGACGAAGAGGAGAUUGCGGAGUUAGAGGGUGAGCUCUCCACCGGCGAAGAGGAGGAGGUGGUUGCCAUCACCGAGAUGAAUGCCAACAAAACAACACCAUCCGCACCUAAUGACCCCGUGACUGGACGUGGCGGGGUCUCCCUAUUUGAGGGCAUUAACUUCACCCAACUCUUUUCCGUCUCCGCAGCGCAUUCGGAGCAAGUGAUUGGACUGGCCAAGCAAUUUUGUCCGGUUAGUUUGCUGUUCAUUUCAAUUUUUCCCCCUUUUUAUCUGACCAAAUAG
This is a messenger RNA of Dibothriocephalus latus, 403 nucleotides long. The record is from the annotation of a GenBank genome assembly. NCBI's taxonomy places the organism in Eukaryota, Metazoa, Platyhelminthes, Cestoda, Diphyllobothriidea, Diphyllobothriidae.